GAGUGGUUCGAAGUCUGGCGAGAGCCCUCCACGACCGUCCCAGACGCCAUCCCACAGCCUGCAUGCCAUGGCCGAUCAGGAGUUGGACAUGGUUCCCCCUUUACGCUGUCCCGUAAACGACGCGAGCUUGCACGGCUCGACGGUGGUGGGGAUGUCCACAUGGAGCACUUUCUGGAGGCGGCGAGCAUCUACACCACAGUGCUGGGUCAGUUGGGUACUGCAUCGUCAACAGUCGCAGCGGACAUCGGCAAGAAUUUGCGAGGAGUCCAACAGUGCCUCAGCUCCGAGCCCGAAACGAGAGCGACUUUGAGAGGUUUCCUCGAUGCGGAGAAGGCCACGCGCCAGCAUCAAGCCGCUGAGCCGAGCCACUGCCAGCUCGCCGACCCCAGCGGUGCUAUGCAGUUGCAGUGGCUGCUGCGCGGCCUGGGUUUCUACGCUCGUUUCUUGCAGCUGCAGCUGGAAGAGUAUCCUGCGGCUGCUGCAGAGGCCUACAAUGAGACUCUCGCGCAGUACCACAGCACGCUCACAGCCUUCACAUUUCAGUUUCUCAUCACGGCGAUGCCUUCGAAG
Symbiodinium necroappetens is the source of this 570-nucleotide messenger RNA. The record is from the annotation of a GenBank genome assembly. NCBI's taxonomy places the organism in Eukaryota, Dinophyceae, Suessiales, Symbiodiniaceae.